This is a messenger RNA of Psylliodes chrysocephalus, 1893 nucleotides long. Lineage: Eukaryota; Metazoa; Arthropoda; Insecta; Coleoptera; Chrysomelidae. The record is from the annotation of a GenBank genome assembly.
AUGAUUCUCAAAUCAAUGCUGCGAAUUGUGCCUCAGAAUUAUACCGCAUUAAAUACUGAGUCCACACACAUUGAUGGAAUCCAACAAAAUUUAACAUCGAUACCUGUCAGUACUUCUAGCCUUAAUAAUAAUCCAGAAACUUUGACCGAAAAUAAUGGGUUAAAUGAUAACUCUGUGAUAAAUGCUGAAUCUGAAUUUUGGCCUACACCUCAGAACUAUACGCCAUUAAAUAACGAAUCGAAUGAAUACACUUCAUUAUCAAUCAAUCAUGAAAAAUUUCAAGAAGCUUCUGAUACCCCAAUUUCAAAUUUAUACACUCUAAGAAAGACUGAGACUAACACCUUAAAAAAUAUGACUACAAACACAAAUGAAAGUGGAACUGAAAGCGAAGAUGAUGACGAUAGUGUUAAAGAUCCCAAUUUUAAAAGUUCUUCAAGUUCAAGUAGGUCAAGUUCAGAUUCUUCUUCUUCUUCUUCUUCGUCGUCUGAUGAAGAAAUUGGUCGAGAAGUCUUGAGGGAAAUAGUUGCGACGAGAAACACUGAAGAAUUACCCGAAGACUUGGAAAAUAAUGCUGCAAAUAGAAAGAAAUCUAGGAAAAGAAUGCGAAUCGAAAAUGAGUGGAACAAAAACAAGAUAAAGAGAUUAAGAAAUGCUGGCAAGGAGUAUAUUUCAUCAGCAAAAUCCAAAAGAGUCGUCGCUGCUAAACAAGUAAAAGAGCCUUGUGGUGAAAAAUGCCAACACCAGUGUUCUAAGAAAUUUGACAGGGAACAACGUUCACAACUAUUCAAUGCUUAUUACAGCCUCGAGAAUAUUGAUAGAAAGCGUGAUUUCUUAUCAAAGCAUAUGGAAUUAAUUACACCAAAAUAUCGUUAUGUUAGAGCUGCCAGUAACCGAAGACUAAAUUUUGCUUUUUAUUUCAAAACCUCUGAAGGCAAAAAACUAAGGGUUUGCAAGAAAUUUUUCAAAAAUACGCUUGACAUAAAUGAUAGGACAGUACUUACAGUAAGAGAUAAAACUUUGUUAUCGGGCAUUGUUAGUGCAGAUGGAAGAGGAAAACAUAAAAACCAUAAAAAAAUAAGCGUUAAUUUGAAAAAUGAUGUCAGGGAGCAUAUUCAAUCAAUUCCAAGAAUUGAAAGCCAUUACCUUCGGGCACAGACAUCAAGAGAAUUUAUUGAUGGUAGCAAAACCAUUGCCCCGACCUCUAUAGAGACUACAAACUUGCAUGACCAAUGUAGUCUUUGUUUUCAAUACAAUACCGCUGAUGAAAAAGGCAAAGAAAACUUGAAGUUGCAGUAUGAUGAACAUUUAAAGGAAAAAGUAUUAUCGAGAAAGGAUAAGGAAGAAGAUAAAGCCAAAGUGGCCAGAGCAUUAAAAUCAGGACCUAUCUUUGUUCCUGAUCAGUUUGUAAUGUUGAUAAGAGUAGCAAAGAAAAAAGGAUCCCCAUAUUUUGUGAAAGAAUUAUCACACGACGAUUUUGUCCAUGUGAAGCAGCUUAUGGCUGAUACUGGGAUAAAUUUUAAUGUAAAUACCAAGGGAGAGCAAGUCUUUAUUAGUAACCUUCGAAUUGUGAGAGUUGAGAAAAACCAGCCAUUUCUGUUUUUUUACAAAAUGUCGUAUACAGAAUCUGAGGAAUGGAAAUCGGUGGAUGUUCGUGGAAAUGCAAUAGUGAAAAAAACUACCAGAUGCUCAGAAUCUGCAAGCACUCGGUUCAACAUCUUGCCAACUCUGAAGAAAGCUUACAAAUCUAAGCUUACAAUUAAUGAAAAUAAAAAAAAAAGAUUUGAAAUUUCUAUUGGAAAAAAAAUUUAUACCAAACUAUUAUAAAGGCUUUUACGAAUCAUUAUUUUAGUUAUGUUAGUUGACUGUUGCUUUAAUUACUUAUUUUUUGUUAAU